Nerophis lumbriciformis (worm pipefish) is the source of this 4099-nucleotide messenger RNA. RefSeq names its product solute carrier family 38 member 3b (gene slc38a3b). Gene Ontology annotation, molecular function: L-asparagine transmembrane transporter activity; L-glutamine transmembrane transporter activity; L-histidine transmembrane transporter activity. The record is from RefSeq and is a predicted model, not a curated record. Gene Ontology annotation, biological process: amino acid transmembrane transport; L-glutamine transport; histidine transport. Gene Ontology annotation, cellular component: plasma membrane. NCBI's taxonomy places the organism in Eukaryota, Metazoa, Chordata, Actinopteri, Syngnathiformes, Syngnathidae.
UUGCAACAAAACAAAUACAAGUAAGCAAACAUAAUGUAACACCCCUUUUUAAUAUUUAUUAAAUAUUUUGACGUCUUGACGCACAUAUUCCGCUUCCAUUCUGUAUAAAGAAUGCAUAGGUAUUUUCCAUGUGAUACCUUAAACAAUGCACUUGUCAAAUGUAUUAGGUGAAAAUAUGAAAUGUAAUUGAUUAAGCACUUAGUUUAGUUGUGACUAAUCAAAAGGGCGGGGCAGUCAAUAUUAAUAAUUAUAAAAAAAAUAUAAAUUACAGCUGUCACCAGUGUAGAAGUAGGUGGUGCCUGUUAGCGGAAGUGACCAAGGCAACCUGUUGAAUGACGUCACUCAUAAAUAUUAAGGAGGAAUGUUUAGCGUAAUCACCACGCUGACCUUAAAGGGAUUUUUUUCCCAUUAUUUUACUUGAUCCACCGAAGAGGUUGGUAAAUGUUAUUUAAUAUUAGUAAAGGUUAGUGGCGGUUCUUUAAUAUUAUUGGCGGUUUGUGGGGGUUGGAACCUGCGAGGAGGCGGAACCAGAGCGACCCCCACACUUUGUUCCCAAUGAGCAACAUUUCGAGCAACAGUUCUCCUCCAGCUCUCCUCGCUGCCCACUUGGCGCCUAAAAAGCAGAAAGGAAUCAAGAGGAAAAAUCUUCAUCCUUCACGUCUGAGGAAUUCGUCCUGACAAUCCAGCUUUCCUUUUAAGACUUUGUCCGUCUUUGCUGUGUUGAUGGAACAUUCUCAGUCGGAAAUGAACAUCUUGUCCAACGGGAAGAGCUACGACCUCGGAGACGAUGUGGGCGUGUCCAUGAAGACGCCGCUAGAGGAUGAUCAAAAUGGCACUCAAACAGUCAGGUUUGAUGACCCUGAUGGAGGAUUGGAGAAUGAGGAGUUCUUGCCAAGUGCAGAUGGAAAGAAACCUGUGCACUUCACUGAUUUUGAAGGCAAAACCUCCUUUGGAAUGUCCGUCUUCAACUUGGGUAACGCCAUCAUGGGAAGUGGAAUCUUGGGACUGGCGUACGCCAUGGCCAACACUGGCAUACUCCUCUUCCUGUUUCUUCUGACUGCAGUAGCAGCCCUGUCUUCUUAUUCCAUCCACCUGCUGCUCAAGUCCUCUGGCAUUGUGGGGAUCCGAGCCUAUGAACAGCUGGGCUUCAGAGCCUUUGGCAUUCCUGGGAAAAUGGCGGCCGGCAUUGCGAUCACUCUGCAGAACAUCGGAGCCAUGUCCAGCUACCUGUACAUUGUCAAGUCAGAGUUACCGCUGGUCAUCCAGGCCUUCUUGAAAGCUGACCCGAACGCAGAUUUGUGGUACUUGAAUGGCAAUUAUUUGGUCAUCAUGGUGUCUGCCAGCGUCAUCCUGCCUCUCGCUCUCAUGAAGCAGCUGGGUUAUCUGGGCUACACCAGCGGCUUCUCUCUCAGCUGCAUGGUGUUCUUCCUCACUGCGGUCAUCUACAAGAAGUUCCAGAUUCUCUGUCCUUUCGAGGAGUUCUCGGCCAACAGCACCGAGGUUCACCACAGUCUGAACGUGUCGAGCCUCAGCGACGAUCACGGCCUGGCUCACCAAGACGACAGCCAUUGCACGCCACACAUGUUCACCAUUAACUCCCAGACAGCCUACACCAUCCCCAUCCUGGCUUUUGCUUUUGUUUGCCACCCUGAGGUCCUCCCCAUCUAUACCGAGCUCCGCAAUCCGACCAAGAAGAAGAUGCAGAAAGUGUCCAACAUCUCCAUCUUUGUCAUGUACACCAUGUACUUCCUGGCUGCUCUCUUUGGCUACCUGACCUUCUACGACAAAGUUGAGCCUGAGUUGCUGCACACGUACAGUCGUAUCGAUCCGUACGACACGCUCAUCCUGUGCGUGCGAGUUGCCGUCCUCACCGCUGUCACGCUCACCGUCCCCAUCGUGCUCUUCCCUGUGCGUCGAGCCAUCCAGCACAUGUUGUUUCCCACCAAGUCUUUCAGUUGGCCGCGUCACACCAUCAUAGCUCUCGUGCUGCUGACUAUCAUCAACAUGCUGGUCAUUUUUGCUCCAAACAUUCUGGGUAUCUUCGGAAUCAUCGGAGCCACAUCUGCUCCUUGCCUCAUUUUCAUCUUUCCUGCUGUCUUCUACAUCCGAAUUGUUCCCAAAGACAAAGAACCAAUGAAUUCAACGCCAAAAAUCCUGGCUGCCUGUUUUGCCGCCCUGGGGGUGUCCUUCAUGAUAAUGAGCCUGAGCUUCAUCAUCAACGACUGGACGACGGGGAGCAGCAAUGGUGGCGGCGGCCACUAGAGUGUACGUGAGUGCAGAAAGAAGAGUCGACUCACUGAAAGAAACCACGAUGGCCCUCCAACCAGAACAAAGCUUUGCUAUAAAAGUCAUAACAAGAAAAGAGGAUACGAAUUAACAUAUAACACGUGCAUAAUUACUUCCUGUACUUUACAGAAGUAGGUUGGAUGCAGUACGUGUUUGACAGACAACAGGAGUGCGUAUUUAUAUUACUACUAUGUUUUUAAGGACUGUAUUUAACUACAAUGAAGUUAAUCAUCCAAAUGUUUCUCACGAUUUUUACACCAAAUGAUCAUCUUCACUUUUCCAUCCAUUUUCUACCGCUUGUCCCUCUCCGCGGUCGCGGGCGUGACUGGAGCCUAAUCUUUUUUUUUUCAAUUUGCGUUUACAAUCACAGUUUAUAAUAUAUACAUUCGCAACAUAAACAAUAAGCAAACUAAUAACAUUAUCAUGAAUGUUAAUAUUUCAACAAAGGACAUUUAGAUUCGAAUUCGGUAAAAAAAAAAGGAGUUUGUUAAACGUGUAAAUGUAUGAUUAUUUCAUGUAUAUAUUUCCAAUGUAAUUACAUUUUUUUUAAAAUCUGCAUUUUACUAAUAGAACCUCUUGGCCCACAGUUUAAUGUAUGGUUUGCUUUUUAUUCGUGUUAUGACAAAUCAUUGAUUACUGGUGAUUUUCAAAUAAUUCAUAACAGUACACCUCUCUUUGGAUUACUGCAAGUUUAAAUAUGCAGUUAAGUCAUCAAGUAUUAAAUUCCUGACCUUACUUUUAUUAGUCUGAUCUUUGGGGAAUGACAAAGAACGUGUAAAUUGUGUUUGAAAGUGUUUUUGUGCGCUAUUUCUCACUAACAAAUCAACUAAAUGACCGUUUUGCUCUCUAAGGCAGUGGUUCUCAACCUUUUUUCAGUGAUGUACCCCCUGUGAAAUUUUUUUAAAUUCAAGUACCCCCUAAUCAGAGCAAAGCAUUUUUGGUUGAAAAAAAGAGAUAAAGAAGUAAAAUAUAGCACUAUGUCAUCAGUUUUUCAUUUAUUAAAUUGUAUAAGAGUGCAAAAUAUUGCUCAUUUGCAGUGGUCUUUCUUGAACUAUUUGGAAAAAAAGAUAUAAAAAUAACUAAAAACUUGUUGAAAAAUAAACAAGUGAUUCAAUUAUAAAUAAAGAUGUCUACACAUAGAAGUAAUCAUCAACUUAAAGUGCCCUCUUUGGGGAUUGCAAUAGAGAUCCAUCUGGAUUCAUGAACUUAAUUCUAAACAUUUCUUUACAAAAAAAUAAAUCUUUAACAUCAAUAUUUAUGGAACAUGUCCACAAAAAAUCUAGCUGUCAACACUGAAUAUUGCAUUGUUGCAUUGUAAUGAAUGGAAUAGCCUACUUGAUUUGAUGUUCAGUGUAUGAACUUACAUUCAUAUUUUGUUGAAGUAUUAUUCAAUAAAUAUAUUUAUAAGGGAUUUUUGAAUUGUUGCUAUUUUUAGAAUAUUUAAAAAAAAUCUCACGUACCUCUUGGCAUACCUUCAAGUACCCCCAGGGGUACGCGUACCCCCAUUUGAGAACCACUGCUCUAAGGAGUUCAAUGGAAGAUCUUUUGAAGUAUUUUUGCGUUACUGUUAUUUUGAUGAUCGCUUUUUAAUUUCUACAUUUUUUAUGGGUUGUCAUUUUAACACAAACCGCAUGCAAUCAAUCUAUAAAUAGAAAAUAUACACAAUCCAAUGUAUUUUUUGUGAUUGUUGCUCCUCAAAGUGCCUGAAUUUGCAGCAGCUUUUUCAGAAAGCUGUGGCAAAAGUUGCAUGUUUUGUGACUUUUUUUUUUUAAUUCUAUUGAAUCAUCUUGUGAUUUUACAGAUUUCCUUGUAA